This is a messenger RNA of Impatiens glandulifera, 2013 nucleotides long. Its product is annotated as nucleobase-ascorbate transporter 2. Lineage: Eukaryota; Viridiplantae; Streptophyta; Magnoliopsida; Ericales; Balsaminaceae. The record is from RefSeq and is a predicted model, not a curated record. The transcript is spliced from 13 exons. The coding region runs from base 283 to 1857 and encodes 524 amino acids. Gene Ontology annotation, cellular component: membrane. Gene Ontology annotation, biological process: transmembrane transport. Gene Ontology annotation, molecular function: transmembrane transporter activity.
GUUCCAUUUGCGUUUCUCUCGUGUUCUUCUUUCUCUCUCUCUCUCUAUAUAUAUAUCUCUGUCUGUAUAAAUUUGCAAUCUCUAUCACUCAUAAAGUCACUGUCUUUUGCUUUUUUCUCGUCCAUCAAGUCCGACUUUUUUUCUGCUUUUUUCUCACCAUUUUCUUGAGUCGUGCCCUUUGUCUUUAUAUCUCCUUGUUUCACUCAACGUGUCCAAACUCAGCCAUAGCCAGGAACAGCUGAAUCUUUCUCAAGUGAUCGAUCUGAACUUGGUUUCAGAGUAAUGGCGGAAACUAAACCAGAGGAGAUAAGUCAUCCUCCUAUGGACCAGCUUCAAGGUCUAGAAUACUGUAUUGAUUCUAAUCCAUCAUGGGGAGAGGCAAUAGCUCUUGGGUUUCAGCAUUAUAUCUUGUCACUGGGUACAGCAGUGAUGAUUCCUACAUUUCUUGUUCCUUUGAUGGGGGGAUCUAACCAUGAUAAGGUGAGAGUAGUUCAGACUCUGCUUUUCAUUCAAGGAAUUAAUACACUUCUGCAAUCAUUAUUUGGAACGCGAUUACCGACUGUAAUUGGAGGAUCAUGGGCUUUCAUAGUUCCUAUAUUUUCUAUCAUUCAUGAUUCAUCCCUGAUGGUGAUUGAAGACCCACAUUUGAGAUUUCUUAGCACCAUGAGAGCAAUUCAAGGGGCUUUAAUAGUAGCAUCAAGUGUGCAGAUUAUAUUAGGAUUCAGCCAACUAUGGGCAAUUUGUUCCAGGUUUUUCAGUCCUCUUGGAAUGGUUCCAGUGAUAUCCCUUGUAGGAUUCGGUCUGUUCGAUAGAGGAUUUCCAGUGGUGGGAAGAUGCGUGGAAAUUGGCAUUCCCAUGUUUAUUCUGUUUGUUGGUUUCUCCCAGUAUCUGAAGCAUCUUCAAACGAGAAAUAUUCCAUUGAUAGAGAGAUUUGCUCUGCUGAUAUCGAUAGCAGUUAUAUGGGCAUACGCUCAUCUUCUAACAGCUAGUGGAGCUUACAAGCAUCGUCCGGAAUUAACCCAAUUCAAUUGCCGAACUGAUAAAGCUUACUUAAUUUCUUCUGCACCAUGGAUAAAGAUUCCAUAUCCUCUAAUGUGGGGUGCUCCGACUUUUAAUGCUGGUCAUGCCUUUGGGAUGAUGGCUGCUGUCUUUGUCUCCAUGAUUGAGUCAACCGGAGCAUUCAAGGCUGCAUCUCGUCUCGCCAGUGCUACUCCUCCGCCGGCUCAUGUUCUCAGCCGCGGAAUUGGUUGGCAGGGGCUUGGUAUUCUUCUUGGUGGCUUGUUUGGGACUGUCACUGGCUCUACUGUUUCUGUAGAAAAUAUUGGAUUGCUUGGAACAACCCGGGUUGGAAGCCGUAGAGUUAUCCAAAUCUCAGCUGGAUUUAUGAUUUUCUUCUCCAUAUUAGGGAAAUUUGGAGCUCUGUUUGCUUCGAUACCAUUCACUAUAUUUGCAGCCGUGUAUUGUGUCUUCUUCGGUCUUGUUGCUUCGGUGGGGUUGUCUUUUCUGCAAUUUACAAACAUGAACUCAAUGAGGAGCCUUUUCAUUACUGGGGUGUCUAUGUUUCUUGGAUUAUCGAUUCCUCAGUAUUUUAGAGAAUAUACAGCUGCAGCUCUUCAUGGUCCUUCUCAUACUCAUGCUGGAUGGUUCAAUGAUUGGCUAAAUACGAUAUUCCUGUCAUCCCCAACUGUGGCGUUGAUGGUAGCUGUUUUCUUGGACAACACACUCGAGGUCAAGAACAGCGCAAAAGACAGGGGAAUGCCAUGGUGGGCGAAAUUCAGGACUUUUAAAGGCGACACCCGAAAUGAAGAGUUCUACAAUCUACCCUUCAAUCUAGACCGUUUCUUUCCACCAUCAUGAUGAACUACUGUGAUCAUCAUCAUAAAGUGGAGAUAGAUAAUAUAUAAUAUGUUGAAUUGCAUUUUUUUCUUUUGGAGUUAGUUCUUCAUCUGUGUCUGGACUUCUGGAAUAGGGGGGUUAUUCAGGUUUAAUCCAUUUAUUCAUUCAUUUUUGGAU